This is a messenger RNA of Mytilus californianus (California mussel), 4061 nucleotides long. RefSeq lists its product as uncharacterized. The transcript has 17 exons. Bases 686 to 3163 code for a protein of 825 amino acids. The record is from RefSeq and is a predicted model, not a curated record. Lineage: Eukaryota; Metazoa; Mollusca; Bivalvia; Mytilida; Mytilidae.
UAAAUGGCAACGGAAAAGAUUCGUCCUUAAAUCGUGUUGAAUGGGUUAUAACCCAUCACACCUUCGUAAAAAGAAUCCAGGAGGUACUUUUUAUGAAAUGUAAAUAACAGUUUCUAUUGAAGCUUUAAUCGAAUUAGUUCGCAUUAUUUCAUCAAAGAAAAUGUUAACUUAAAGUCAUAUAAGGACAUUAAACAAAUAAAAAGAUAUACUCGAAUAGUACGUCAAAGAUUUGCGUUACGUAACCGUGGAUUGGUUGGUCCGGAAUACUCCAUAACAAGUGAAAGGAUAUUAAACAUAUAAUAAAUUUUUGCCAUCACCCCGUCCUGGAUUGUCAGAUAUAUUUACAUUUAAAUUGUAAAUUGUUCAGCAAUAUGGGAAUAUUGAAGUAGUCGCAAACGUAUUGCAUGGUAAAUGGAUAUGCCAGCUCUGUAAAGAGAAAUAUGAACUGUCUAUCUCACUUGAACUGUGCAAAUAUAGUCAGAAGCCCUAUCUAGAGAACAAACAGACACACAAAGAAACAGAAUUUACAAAAUUUAUCCGAUAUUGUUUGAUCAAUGACAGUUGUAAAUCUGCUUGACAAAUCGAUAAUUAGAAAUUUGUUAUCUUUGUUUCGUUAAUUCAAGAUUUUGCCUAAGAGUAAUUUAUCUAAAUACACAUUGUUAAUAAUUUGAAACAAAUCGCCGAGAUGGAAUCUAUUUUGAAAACUAGUUGUUCAGAAAAGGUGAAUUCAAGGGCAAUCAGUCCUUUGAGAAGGUGCGAGAGUUCAUUAGCAAGAAUAUUUCCAAACAUGUCUGAAAUGUUGUCACGAGAGGACAGAAACCAACUUUCUCGCUUAAAUAAAGCAAAACGUCAACGCCUACGACCAAAUCAAACUGUUUCCAUAGAUUCAUCACCGAUGAUGAUGCUUCCAAAAGCAAGAAUCAGGAACGAUUACAAUCAGUUGAACAGACGAAAAAUGAGUGUGAUUUCGGCAGACGAUACAUCGGGCCUCCAUCUUUCUACAAUUUCAGGUUCUGCCAUUGUUUCAAAAUCCUUUUCCAAGUCUUCAUUGCGAAAUCAUCAUCACAGUAGUCGAAGUGAUGUGGAUAGUGGUAUUGGUUCGAUGAGAAGAAGUGUAACGUUCGAUGAAAUCAGCUUUGGACGAUCAUCGUUUAAAUCAAUAGACGAUAUCGACGCAAUAUCGGACUUUGACCAACAAGAAAGUAAGGAAAGGGACGAUCAUAUAUACGAGCCAUUCCCUGAAGGCAGAUACAAUGAAAUGCCUCAGUAUGUGGACACAUAUAGUGAUAAUCAAUUUACACCUCCCAAAUUUUCAAAGAAGAAAAAACAAAAACGUGUUGUUCCUGCAACAAAUCCGGACACCGAGGAAAAUCACGAAGCAAAUUGUCCUAUAUGCAGUGGAUUUAAUAAUCAAACGGCGAGAAUGCAGAAAUAUUUCGGUGGUGUUGACGAAUUUUUCAAAUGGUUUUGGUCAAGGUGGGGGAAGGGACCGGAGAAGAACAAUUUCCAACGAAGAAAUUAUGGCUUCCAAGGUUAUAGACCCAGAUUCUGCAAUAUCGUCAAAAGUAUGCAGUUACAUUCAAGAGAGGGGCGGGAUAUGUCUCCGUGUACAGGGGACUCUGGCUUUGAUGAAUUUGAUUAUUUCACAAAAGACGGGAGGAUGAUAAACCGAUGGAGGAAAGAAAGCACAACAAGCAAAGCCAAUCGUCAUACAAGAAAUGCCUUAGACAUGUGGCUAUCUUUGGGAGAGGACGAAUAUGGAAAUCGAGUGAAUUUCAGACCAAAUUACAUGUUUGGCUUGUUCAGCUCCAUACCAGAACAUCCUGAGGUUAAACAAGAUGAUUUAUCUACAAUUCCAGAGGAUAGUGAAUUUAUACGAGACGUUUUAUCGAAAGGAGCAGGUAGCGGACUUGAUGGCAAACCCGGAACACCUACCUCAAUCAACGAAGAUUUAGAUCGUAUGGACUUGACCAAUUUGAAUAAUGAGGAUUAUGAUCCGGAGUCAAUUGAACUGGUACCUCCAGUUGUUAUUGUAGAGAGUAAGUCGGGCAAACCACUGCACCGUCUGUCUAUCGAUAUCAAACUUGCUUCUGGAUUACAAGACGACGACGAUGAUUUAUUAAAGAAAAAGAGAACUAUACAUACACUGACCAUACCCGAUGACAGUACAUAUAGAAAUACUGACGACGACAAUAGAGCCUCGGAAUCACCUACACAACCCCCUCCUUCGCCAAAUAUUUCGUUCUCGAAAGAAACAGUGAAACCACCUUCUCCUCCUAAAAAGAAGGCACCCGUCACUAAGAAAACAUUAGAAAAGAAACCGUUCAACAAAAAGAAAAAGGAAGAUAUGGAAAAAACAGUUGAAGAACCGCCACCACCGAGAGAACCAACACCACCGCCACCACCUGUCGAGGAAAAAAAAGAACCAGAAAUAGUAGUAAAUCUGCCAGAACCAACCUUGCCUGAAUUUAAAGAACCAGGACCAAAACAAAAGAAAGAGAAAAAUAAACCUGAAAAAUUUGCUAUUCCGAAAACUGAAAAACCUAAAAUAGAAGAUGAUAGCUUGUUUAGUGAUGCAUUAACAGACCAUUUAAAGAAGUUUGAACUAAUGGUAUCAGACAUGACUAGUCCAGAGGAAUCACCAAAGAAACAUACUAACAAACCGGUGAAGAUAACAGGCAGAUUAGCUCUGUCACAACAGUCCAGUAGGUUCACAUUACCCAUGGAUAUGAAAGAGCUGGAAACGAUGACUCCUAAGCAAUAUAUCGUAAAGUAUUGUAAAAUUACAAAGAGACGACAACACUUGUAUGAUAAUGUUUAUAGACAAACGGUCGGUGCUGUGACUAAACCAAUGCAUUAUAAGGAGUUGGAGAAAGCCUUGAAGAAUGUACUAGUAGAUACUUUAAAUCAUGAACAUUAUCAAUAUAUUUGUGAACUCUUAGAAAUAAAGGAAGGUGAAGAUAUAAACUCAGACUUAUUUGCAAAAAUGUCAGCUUUAGCAGAAAGAUUGCUUUAUCCACAAUAUGUAACGAAAGAAACAGAAGACCACAAGGAUUAUCAGAAAGAAUUAAUAGAGGUAGCAGAUUUUAGUGCGUUGGAAUGGAAAUUUCAUGGCGUCAAUGUUAGACCUGAUAUUCAAAAACUACUCAAAACAUUGUGCUGACUUGUUGAAGUUUAUUGUUUGCUUAGUCAGAUACUACUCAAAUGAUCAAAUAUCUGCUGGAAAGGUAUUAAUAGUUGUCUUGGUUCAAUAUUGAAACUAUUAAGAAAAUACAAUGAACAUGGUCGGCGGUGAUCGUCUAGGAUAAAAGUUUCAAACUAGGAGCAGCAAUAUACACUUUUUUAUUUGUUGAAAAAAUUGAUAUUUGCAAUGUAAUUUAAAGAUAAGACUCUAUGUCUAACAGUUUCGUUAUACUGUCAAUUGUAAAGAUUUUCUCCUUGAAAGAUGGAAAUGCCAAAACUGUCAUGAAACUCUAAACUUAGUGUUCCCUCCUGUUCUGUGUUGAAGGCUACAACAUCAAAGAAAGUAUUUAAAAAAAUAUAUAAUAGAUGAUUUAAUUUAAAUUUUUUAAAGUUAUGGUAAAUGAGACUUGAUUACUGUGACAAUACUAAUCUUUUACCAUAACUUUUGAAUGAGAUCGGAAAUUCAUAAAUUUAGUAUGUUUUAUUCUGUUAUAAUUCUGUAUUUUUAAUAUAAGAUAUUGUGUUUUUAUACAAGUGAUAUUUACGGGAUUAGGAAGUCUUUUAAAACAGCUAUGCACAAAUGAAAUAAAUAAAAUGAUGAAUUAUCCAAUGUUAUUGAAAUCUAAAAUAAUGUAUGUUUAUUCUUAUUUUUGAAAAGUAAAAAUUACUUUACUAGUCUGAUAAUAUAUAUAGCCCUAAAUGAAAAUAUAAUAUGAUGGGUCAACUAUUGAUUGUAAUGCAGAUUUUUGAAACUUUAUAUGCACUUAUGUGCUUAUAAAAUUAUCAAAAUUAAUGUAACUUCAAAUUGUUAAUUUAUUUUUGUCUCUAUUAAAAUAUGAUGAGAGCAAAGUCUUUGUUUUCAUCAAUGAACCAAUUAA